Betta splendens (Siamese fighting fish) is the source of this 1497-nucleotide messenger RNA. RefSeq names its product protein phosphatase 1, regulatory subunit 27a (gene ppp1r27a). The coding region runs from base 326 to 1003 and encodes 225 amino acids. The transcript has 3 exons. Gene Ontology annotation, molecular function: phosphatase binding. NCBI's taxonomy places the organism in Eukaryota, Metazoa, Chordata, Actinopteri, Anabantiformes, Osphronemidae. The record is from RefSeq and is a predicted model, not a curated record.
UCGCACCAGCAGACGACAGUUAACACGGCAGAAAACCAGCAUCCAGUUCAGACGGGAGACUUUCACAGCAGGCGUGGAAAUGAGGACGGUAGAAUAAGACAAAGGGACUGGGACCUGACAAGCGAAUGCAAGGAUUAGUGAAGCACCUAAUACUGUAACAGCAGGAGCUACUGUGGCUGGAGAGUAAAAGGAUAAGAAGCAACGCGCGGAUAGAAAGAACCCACGGAUCUUAAUCUGUAAUUGACUUAGUGCCGUCGCUUGGAUUUCCCACCUCCUCCUCCUGGGCUGGCAGCAGCGGGGGGGCAGAGCCACCGCCACCGCAGGGAUGAAGUACAGCUACCACGUACCUGUGUCCACGUACACGCGCAGCUCGCAGUACACGCCGGCCUACCCCUCACCCAGCAGCCACUACACCCCCACCCACUACACAUCUGCAUACACCCCCACACAGUACAGCAGCACACACUACAGCCCGUCCCACCUCACAGGGUCCAGCUACAGGCCCGCGUCGGCCUACGUCCCGGCGUACAGCAGGUCGCGCUACAGCUCGUCGCAGCGCGUACAAGCACGGGAAAGUCCCGCACCUGUGCUUCCCGUCGCCGCGGCGAAGAGGAGCGUGCACUUCCCCAAUGACAUCAUCUUCCAGGACAUCGUUAGACGAGGGGAUCUGGAGCAAAUCGGCCGCUUCAUGAGAGCGAGGAAGGUCCGUGUGGACACAGUUUUCCACUCAGGUAUGGCAGCAUUACAUGAAGCCGUACUGACCGGGAACCUGGAGGUGGUGAAGCUUCUGAUGAAAUAUGGCGCUGACAUUCAUCAGAGAGAUGAAGAUGGCUGGACGCCGCUGCACAUGGCCUGCAGCGAUGGCUACCCAGAGAUCGCCAGAUAUCUGCUGGCAAUGGGAGCCAGCGCAGAGGCGGAGAAUGAAAGUGGAGAGAAACCCGCAGACCUCAUCGACCCAGACUGCAACGAGCUGACUAGACUGUUUGAGGUCGGCUGUGUGUGACUGUGCAUCAAAUAGACCCGAGAGAAAACAACCAAAAACGCAACUUAACAAUUUAACAAUAUUCAGUACAAUACUGAAUAAGCAGGUGGGAAUGAUUUCGGUUACAGCUCAAGGAUGGUUCUGUGUCCGUUUCAAGGUUGAGCAAAAAGAACUGUUGUGUAUUUUUCAUACUGUCUAUAUGACUUUUCCUGUCUUCACUUAUGCUUCAAGUGACAUAAUGCAUAAUGCAUUUACGCCACAGAUUUUGAGAUGUUUAUGUCCUAUGCGUUCUCACUGCUGGGCAGACAGAGGACUCACUAGUACUGGGCUAAGAUCAGAAAACUAACUUUAUUUUCCCCAUAUGUACAGAUCUAUCUCAUUUUAUGCAUAGCAGAAACAUAAAUGUUGGCAAUGAAGGUCUUAUUUUUGUACAUUUUCAUAAAUAAACAUGUAUUUUAUAAAUGUGAUUGAUUCUGUUGUACAGUGUAUUGUGCCAUUACACAAGAUGCCCUUUG